AUGAUCAAUUUACGAGCCAUUGCAACUUGGCCUCAGCGUGCUGGUCAACGUCUUGUCACCAACUUUAAUCUUCACGAGAUUUCUGGAAGUCUUGGUGAUCUGGGUACUUUACUUCCGAUCAUGGUGUCCUUGGCUGUUGCAGGUCAAAUCAAUUUGACGAGCACAUUAUGGUUUGGUGGUAUAUGGAACAUCUUGUCGGGUGUCAUGUUCCAGGUACCCAUGUGUGUGCAGCCAAUGAAAGCCAUUGCAUCCACGGUACUGUCAAGUUCGAUGACCAUUGAAGAAAACAUGUCUGCAGGCUUAGGAUGUGCUGCCAUUGUAUUCUUUUUAGGCGCUACGCGCACCAUCCAUAUUGUGGGUUCGUAUACCCCGGUUGCUGUUGUUCGAGGAAUUCAAUUGGGUGCUGCUGCUUCAUUGAUCAAAAAGGCUCAUGAUUUGAUCAAGGAUUUGGAAUGGACCAUCACGGCAAGCAAUUGGUCGGAUAACUAUACUUGGGUGUUGCUAUCCUUUAUCUUUGUCAUGAUCUGCUAUCGUACACGUAUACCCAGUGCAUUGAUUUUGUUUUUGAUUGGGUUGAUCUUUGCGCUUGUAAGGAUGUUUGUUACAGAUCGCGACUUACCCCUAGAUCGUCCUGUGGCAGCAGGCCAUUAUCCCGAUACAAUUAUUCGCCCUACUCCUGAAGAAUUUCGUACAGGCUUUGCCAAUGCUGGUUUAGGUCAAAUCCCACUCACUGCUCUCAAUUCGGUCAUUGCCCUCAGUGCUUUGAUUGAUGACUUGUUCCCCGAUCGCCAUGCUGAUACAGCUACUAUUUCCAUGAGUGUGGGUGCAAUGAACCUUAUUGGUUGUUGGUUUGGCAGUAUGCCCUUUUGUCAUGGCUCAGGCGGACUUGCAGGACAAUACCGAUUUGGCGCACGAUCAGAAGUAUCGGUGGUGAUUCUUGGUCUCUUUAAAUUGUUCCUUGGCAUUUUAUUCGGAAGCUCGCUCGUGGGAUUGUUACAAGUGUUUCCAAACUCGAUCCUGGCAGUCCUCUUGUUUAUCUCAGGGGUCGAGUUAGGAUCAGCUGCGCGUGCCGUCAACAAUGGCGUCACUGAAGAAUGGAAACAGCGUGAGAAUUGGACCAUCAUGCUUAUCACCAUGGGUGCCAUUAUCGCUUUUUCCAAUGAUGGUAUUGGUUUCUUAACGGGGCUUGUUACUGCCGUUUUACUCGCUAUGCAACGUCUUGGACCCAUUCAAUGGUGCCGUUGUGUCAUUGACGGGAUUAAAAUGUUGCCUUACAACUGGAAACAUCAAGACGCCUUCGUGUAUCGCAAAGCAAGCAGCGAUGUUAAACCUAUCAUGGAUGCUGAUGACACACGUCGUGAUGGAUUACCCAAACCAGUGACUACCCCUUCAUCUUCGAGUGCAUCGGAUACUCCUGUUGCUACCCAUCCACAGCCUUCAUCGACGACCCAAUAG
Lichtheimia ornata is the source of this 1455-nucleotide messenger RNA. RefSeq lists its product as uncharacterized. The coding region runs from base 1 to 1455 and encodes 484 amino acids. Lineage: Eukaryota; Fungi; Mucoromycota; Mucoromycetes; Mucorales; Lichtheimiaceae. The record is from RefSeq and is a predicted model, not a curated record. Gene Ontology annotation, biological process: molybdate ion transport. Gene Ontology annotation, molecular function: molybdate ion transmembrane transporter activity. The transcript has 6 exons.